Molecule: messenger RNA, 5413 nt
Organism: Amphiprion ocellaris (clown anemonefish)
Lineage: Eukaryota; Metazoa; Chordata; Actinopteri; Pomacentridae
Product: monoacylglycerol lipase ABHD2
Exons: 12
Coding region: 303-1598 (431 amino acids)
Biological process (GO): steroid hormone receptor signaling pathway; acylglycerol catabolic process; medium-chain fatty acid biosynthetic process
Cellular component (GO): sperm plasma membrane; sperm flagellum
Molecular function (GO): acetylesterase activity; monoacylglycerol lipase activity
Source: RefSeq, a predicted model, not a curated record
AACUCGAGCUAGUUCGGCUAACCUCGGCUGGGGAGCGGAGCGGAGUGUGUGCGACACGUCGGGCUGCCAUGCUCUGAAGACGCAGUAAACACACAAAUGACAAGCCGUGAACACGAACACGGCCGUCGUCGCUUUUAAAGGAGAUAGGAGGUGUUUGAUAUUUACCCCGCUGAGGUUUGACCACGUCACUGUGACUUCCCCUCGGCACAUCUUUACACUUUUGGAACAAGUUGCUAUCAGAGGUACCUUGAACAUAAAAUAUCUGUUGCUGCAAGGCUCCAAGAGGAAUAUUUAGAAUAAUCAUGAGUGCCCAUGAUUCAGACGUGCACACCAUCUCCCCGGAGCUGCCAGCGAUGUUCGACGGCAUGAAGCUGGCGGCGGUGGCCACGGUGCUCUACAUCAUCGUCCGCUGCCUGAACCUGAAGAGCCCCACCGCGCCCCCUGACCUCACAUACCAGGACACACCUCUCAACCGCUUCCUCCUCAAGUCGUGUCCUCAGCUGACCAAAGAGUACAUUCCUCCCUUACUGUGGGGUAAGAGCGGUCACCUCCAGACGGCGUUGUACGGCAAACUGGGGCGGGUGAGCUCACCUCACCCCACUGGAAUCAGGAAGUAUUUACCCAUGCAGGACGGAGCGACGGCAACCUUCGACCUGUUUGAGCCGCUGGGGGACCAUCGAACAGGAGAUGACAUCACCAUGGUGAUAUGCCCUGGAAUUGGUAACCAUAGCGAGAAGCACUACAUCCGGACCUUCGUGGAUUACGCACAGAAGGAUGGUUACCGCUGCGCUGUGCUGAACCACCUGGGAGCGCUUCCCAACAUUGAGCUCACCUCUCCACGCAUGUUCACCUAUGGGUGCACGUGGGAGUUUGCGGCCAUGGUUGGCUACAUCAAGCGGGCGUAUCCUCAGACCCAGCUGAUCGUGGUGGGGUUCAGUCUGGGCGGAAACAUCGUGUGUAAGUUCCUGGGCGAGAACAGGACGAACCAGGAGCGAGUGCUGUGUUGUGUCAGCGUCUGUCAGGGGUACAGCGCUCUCAGGGCCCAGGAAACAUUCCUGCAGUGGGAUCAAUUCAGACGCUUUUAUAACUUUCUCAUGGCGGACAACAUGAAGAAAAUCAUCCUCUCACACAGGCACAGUCUGUUUGGUGGAAGUUCAGUUAAAACGAUCGAUACAGAGUUAAGUCGACUGUACACAGCAACGUCCCUAAUGCAGAUCGAUGACAACAUCAUGAGAAAAUUCCACGGCCACAGUUCUCUCAAAGAGUACUACGAGAAGGAGAGUUGUGUACAUUAUAUACACAAUGUAAAUGUGCCACUGCUGCUAGUAAACUCUGCAGAUGAUCCUCUGGUCCAUGACUCACUGCUCACCAUCCCUCGCACACUAUCAGCAAAAAAGCAGAACGUGAUCUUUGCCCUGACGCUCCACGGAGGCCACCUGGGCUUCUUCGAGGGCGCGGUGCUGUUCCCCCAGCCGCUCACCUGGAUGGACAAAGUGAUCGUGGGAUACGCCAACGCCAUCUGCCAGUGGAAGAAACAGAAACCGCCGUGCCAAAGCGGCCAGCUGAGCGAGGGCUCCUGCGUAGAGGAAAAAGCUUAAAACCUUUUAUCUUUCUCAUCCGUUCUCCUCCUCCUCACCCUGUCCGACACCACGUUCCCCACUCUGCACUGAGGAGACACCUUAAACUGCUCUCUCCUCUGCCUUCUCCUGCGGUGCUAAUCACCACAGCCGACCCACACCCCCGCCCCGGUCAUACACCUUCACAGCUCCACCUCCGUAAUCACCGUCACCUUACAGUAUCUGAACAGUGACUAACUGCCUUCGUGCUCUUUUCCGUGGCGAGGACUCAGAGCGGGAACGUUUUCUUUCUCUGCAUCGACACAAUAAUGGCUAAAAGAGGCGCGGACCAAACAUGACCAGACGUUAAGGAAACAGAGACCACCACACAAAAGCACACAAGAAGCCUCCUGUUACAGACCGUGCUGCAUUUCCAGCACCUGUAAGAAGCUCACUGCUUAUCACCGCCAAGGCCAUAAAGCCUCGUCUGCUGUCUGAACCAACACAGCGUCUUUUAGUAUGUGUGUAUGUAUGUAUGUAACUCACAGGUGUAGUGAGUGCGUCUGUGUGAGGCCUUUGUGUUUGGUUGGUGUGAUCCAGAUUCCCCAUUCAUAGUCUCUUGGCCCUUCUAAUGUCUGUUCUUUUGGGUGAAUCAUCGCUCUGGUGUUUGUAGAAAAUGUACAGUAGAAAAAAGAGUAAGCAUUACGGUGGGAUCUUACACUUUAUUUCCAGCUCAUGAAAUCCUCCUGGCACUUCUGUUUCAAGUGUUCAGUGCUUUCCAGACGUGACCAGGGAUCAGCCCCCAGGUGGGAUCGAUGCACAUUCCCACGGUCGCAUUCUAUCACUUUGAUUCAAAGCACUUUACACGCCGUACGCCACAAUCUUCUCCUUUCCUUUAUUUGCUCAUUAGUCGAAGUGCAGGUAGGGAGAUUAGUGACGGUUUAGCUCUCUUUGUGACAGCAAAGAAGAAACUGGAGGGAGCACGGAUGAUAACGAGAAGUUAGAUGACUCGGAUGUUCCCCGUGUCGUGUGUUGUCCGUGUCUUUGAGCCCUCUUACUCGUUCUUCUGCCUUUGAUCAGCUGCAGGUCCAGCCAAGAUAUCCUCCUCUUACUGCACAGAGGCUAAUGCUCCACCCACCUCAUGGGGUCUCCACAUCUUUUGCAUUUUCCUCCAGGCGAUCCUGUGGUGUUGAAACGUUGAGGAUGCAGUCUGCUGAUUGGCCCAUGUGGUGCUAUUAAAGGGAACGUUUAGCUAAUUUUCAGCUUUUUUCUGUCUAUUCUGAGCUGUGAGGUAACGAUGAGUAGGAGGGCUGAAGAUACCAAAGCUAAAUCAGACGUUUAUUUUAGUGGAUUGUUUGUAAAAUACUGGUGAUUGUUUUAUUGUAUAAUUAGAUGGAGACAUGCAAGAGGGAAGACAGAUUUUAAUUCUGGGGAAUAUUUCUGUUUCGAAGACUGUAUUGAAAAGCUUUUCCUAUUUUAUUUUAUUAUUUUUUUGACUGGGCUGAGCGUUUAAAACUGCAGCGAAAGAUCACCACAAACCUGUCUGGAUGAAAUCAUACCGCAAUACUGGGACCUGUGGACUUCUGAAAACCUGAAUUUAAUCGAGAACUUGUUCUAAACCUUGUUGUAAGGGCUUAGGAAGCUUCCAGUCAAGAAAUGUGUCGUCUAAAACCUGCUACUGAACACUGUGAUGAGACACGUGGGUGGUUUGAAAGUGACUGACAACAGAGAGCUUCGUUGGGUUGUGUUUGUAAUACCUGGGUGAUAGUAUUUGUAUAUGGAAGUAGUAGCUGAGGAUAAUUUAUAGCAGGGGUGUCAAAAUCAUUUAAGUUCAGGUUCCACAUUCAGCCCAAUUUGAUCUCAAGUGGACCGGACCAGUAAAAUCACAGCAUAAUAACAUAUAAACAACCACAACUCCUAAUUUUUCCUUUGUUUUAGUGCAAAAAAGUACAUUCUGAAAAUGUUCACAGUUAAGGAAUUAUCUUUCUACAAAACAUUAUAACCAACCUGAAAUUUCUUAAGAAAAAUAAGUUCAAAUUCAGCAAAAUUAUGCUGCAGUUUAUCAUUUACACAUUACAACUUCCAGAUCACAGUUUAUCUACAAAAAGACACAAAACAUUUAGUCACAGGUAUCUGGAAUGGAACAAAAUAGUAUUUUACUUUAAAAAAAGACAAAAAACGACAGAAACCAGACAAAAAUGACCCACAAAGAAUAAAAACGAGAAACAGAAUGACAAAAUAAUGAGAGAAAUGACACAAAAGAAAACAAAAAGUGACAGAAAAGUUACAAAGUGACAAAAAAUGGACAAAUGACAAAAAAGCUGCACAAAACAAUGAAUAAAGCGAAACACAAAAUGACAAAAAUGAGACCAAAAACACAAGCGAGACAAAAAGGAACCAGAAAACGACAAAAACAAGAAAAUAUUACAAAAGAGAUGCCAAAUGUCAAAAGAACAAUGAACAAUGUAGUACUUAUGAUCCAAACAACUUGUCAUGGUCUGGAAAUUGUUUAGAAUUUAUAGUUUUACUAAUUUACAAAUUGCAGUUAAUGUCUUCUGUGUUAUUUUUACACUUUGAGGGCUGGAUUGGACCGUCUGGAGGACCGCUUUUGGCCCACGGGCCGCAUGUUGGACACCCCUGAUUUAUAUAUAAUGGUGCACACUUUAAAUCUAUAGAGAUAUGCAGAAUGUACAAAUCAAUUGGCAUUAGAUUCAAACAUACUUCUUGAAGAACCUAAAUAACGUCUUUGCAUGCGUUCUUUGCAACAUUCUGCCUUAAGAAUAAAAAUCCUGAGCAUUAAAGUUCAUUUUUCAUCUUAGAACUAGGAGCUCAGGUUAAAAUAAGAGUACUGUAAUAGUAAUUCUGAGUCAUUCUUUAGCUCAAGGAUAAUUUCACGAGCACAGUUUAGGGAGAUCAGUUGUUUUUUUUUUUCAGGUGUAAUUGGCUUAAAUUUGACAUAUACUAUGAAAUCCAGGUAUUAAUCUCCUCAAUGCUUGUUUGGCUGAUUCAGAAAAAGAGAUCCACCGUUAUCUUCCUUCAACUCAGGGCCAACACCAAGCACCAGUUUGAUAUCAGCGCCUUCUUUUCACCUCCUCUGAAAUCUGCCUGCUUCACCACGUGGAGCUCAUUAGAAUCAUUUUUACGUACUGUACGGGAAAACGAAGCGAAGACCUGCCGUGGAAUCAGCCUGCCGUGACCGAAACGCGACGUUUUACUACAGCGCUGACGAUGAAGCUGUACUUAAAGUGGCUUGGCGGCGUCCCGACAGAGAUCCGACCCGCUUAAUAACGUGUUCGGCCCUCUUUCUCUGCCAUCAUCCAGCAUCGUUCAAACCACAAAUCACCGUUUCCGAACUCCAGCUGCCAGUCAAACGUCUUUUCAUCCACCCGCAGUCAGAUUAUACGGCUCACCCUGUCCACAGUUCUCGUUUUUUAAAAAGAAUCAGGUGUGGUUUGGGCUCAUUCUGGCACCAGUGACACCAGCACAAACCCAGUUUCUGCAGCCAUUAGUGUUGUUUUUAACAUUUUUUUUGCCUCUCCCCAACUUUGCACAAAAAAUGCAGAUUUGGAUGUAUUAUUUAGAUGUAUUAUUUUCUAGUUGAAUUAUUUUUGGGUAUUAUUCUUUUUGUAUUUUGUAUCGUCGUUAUGACUUUCUUGUGUUGUUUGCUUGUGCAAAUGCAGCAGAGCGUGAUGAGUAAACGCGUAGUAGGUGCAUACUGUCAUAUCACCACCUCUGAUCGACAAAAAAACAAAACUUGUUCACUUUAGCAAUGAAAAAGCAAAACGGAUAUAUAAAGAUCGUGUAUAUUAAAAUAUUAGAGGGACCAGGGGUGAAAAAAAUAAAGGCAAUAAACCAAC